Molecule: messenger RNA, 2292 nt
Organism: Cynara cardunculus var. scolymus (artichoke)
Lineage: Eukaryota; Viridiplantae; Streptophyta; Magnoliopsida; Asterales; Asteraceae
Product: cellulose synthase-like protein G2
Exons: 8
Coding region: 67-2124 (685 amino acids)
Biological process (GO): cellulose biosynthetic process; plant-type primary cell wall biogenesis
Cellular component (GO): plasma membrane; trans-Golgi network
Molecular function (GO): mannan synthase activity; cellulose synthase (UDP-forming) activity
Source: RefSeq, a predicted model, not a curated record
GCUGCCACCGUCUCUCUUAGCACCUGCUCCGUUCAACAACCGCGAGCCAUCGCCCAAAGACUUCACAUGCUCUUCCACUUAACAGCCGUAUUAGCCAUCCUAUACUACAGGUUCACCAACCUAAUAUAUGGUGAUGUACCCACCCUUCCAUGGGGUUUCAUCACUCUUUCCGAGCUCAUCUUCUCCUUCAUCUGGUUCCUAACCCAAGCCUUCAGGUGGCGCCCAGUGGUACGAACCGUCUCCCUUCAUAAUCUCCCGGAUGACGACGAGUUGCCGAGAGUAGACGUCUUCAUAUGCACAGCCGACCCCAGCAAGGAGCCCACAGUCGAGGUGAUGAACACGGUGUUGUCCGCCAUGGGGCUCGAUUACCCAUCGGACAAAGUGGCGGUCUAUUUAUCGGAUGAUGGUGGUGCACCAUCGACACUAUAUGCUAUCGAGGAAGCAUGUUGUUUUGCCAAGGGAUGGUUACCGUUUUGUAGGAAAUAUGGGAUAAAAAAUAGGUGCCCAGAAAUGUUUUUCUCUACAUAUGGACAUGAUGAGUUGCUUUUCAGAAGUCAAGAAUUUGAAGUAGAUGAAGAAAACAUGAAGUUAGCAUACGAACGAUUCAAAGAAAAUGUAGAGCAGAGAACCAAUGGAGCUUCUGCUGUCAACGACCGGGAGCCACACAUUGUGAUUAUACAUGAUAACCGAAAGAGCGGAAGGAACGAAGAGAACCAAGUUCAGAUGCCUCUUCUUGUCUACGUAUCUCGAGAAAAAAGACCAUCUCUUCCUCACCGUUUCAAAGCCGGAGCUUUAAACACUCUUCUUCGUGUUUCAGGAGUUUUGAGCAAUGCUCCAUACAUGCUGGUGUUGGAUUGUGACAUGUAUUGCAAUGAACCUACAUCUGUGAAACAAGCAAUGUGUUUCCAUCUUGAUCCUAAGCUCUCUAGUUCGCUUGCUUUUGUUCAGUACCCGCAAAUUUUCUAUAACGUUAGCCAAAAAGACAUCUAUGAUGGCCAAGCAAGAUCUGCAUACAAGACCAAAUAUCAAGGGAUGGAUGGGAUCGGAGGCACGAUUUGUUCAGGAACCGGGUAUUAUUUGAAGAAGAAAGCAUUAUACACUUGUCCCAAUCAACAAGAUGAACAUCUUUUGCAUCCUGAAGAGAGGUUUGGUGGGUCUAGAAAGUUCAUAGAUUCAUUAAAAUCCAGUGAGAACAAAGAGACUCGAAUAGAUCGAUUUACAACCGCCAUUUUAGAAGAGACUAAGAAGCUCGCCUCCUGCUCGUAUGAAGAUAACACUAAAUGGGGUAAAGAGAUUGGUUACUCGUAUGAUUCAUUACUGGAGAGCAGUUUCACAGGGUAUUUGUUGCAUACAAGAGGAUGGAAGUCAGUGUAUCUAUAUCCCAACAGGCCAUGUUUCUUGGGUUGCACCACCAUCGACAUGAAGGACGCAAUGGUUCAACUCAUGAAAUGGUCUUCUGGAUUGCUUCAAGUUGGUCUCUCCAGGUUCAACCCUCUUGUCUAUGGUGCAUCCAGAAUGUCAAUCCUUCAAACGAUGUGUUAUGCCUAUUUCAUGUAUACCCCCCUUUUGGCAAUAGCAUUUCUGCUCUACGGCACCAUACCCCAAUUCUGCCUUCUCAAAGGCGUCGCAUUGUACCCCACGGCAACAAAUCCGUGGUUUAAAGUGUUUGCAACAGUAUACAUAUCCUCACUUUCCCAACAUUUGUAUGAAGUGCUCUCUAGUGGUGAUACAAUCGUGACAUGGUGGAAUGAACAAAGAAUCUUUUUCAUAAAAUGCAUCAGUGCAUUACUAUUCGGAUGCGCUGAUGUCAUGAUGAAGUCACUCGGGGUUGCAAAAGCCAAUUUCCGUUUGACGAACAAAGUGGUUGACAAAGAAAAGAUGGAAAAGUAUGAGAAUGGUAAGUUCGAUUUUGAAGGUGCCAAGAUGUUCAUGAUACCGAUGACAUUUAUGGUGUUAUUUAAUGUCGUGUGCUUUUUGGGAGGUGUGAAGCGAGUAAUACACAAUGGCAAUCUUGAGGAGAUGUUUGGCCAGGUAUUCAUGUCGUGGAUAACACUAAUAUAUAGUUAUCCGAUCCUCAAGGGGCUUGUACCAAGCGGUAGCAAAGGUAAGAAGAUUAAACAUUAACGAACAAACUUGAUCGCUCGUGAAGAUCCAAAUCAUAUUUUGUGUGAAGGUCAUGGAUCCGAUUCCUCUCGAUCUCUUGAAAAGAAGUCAAAGCUUAAUAUGAUCGUAGAGAUUGUACACUUAUAAUAUGAUGAAAUAAUCGAUUGAGAAGAUAUCUUGGCUUGGCUA